Molecule: messenger RNA, 1176 nt
Organism: Clonostachys solani
Lineage: Eukaryota; Fungi; Ascomycota; Sordariomycetes; Hypocreales; Bionectriaceae
Source: the annotation of a GenBank genome assembly
AUGGUGGCGCAUGAUUCUCCAAGGCGUCCGGCUCCUGGUCGUGAUGAUGCCGAUCCCACGGCUCCGCUACUUCAGCCUGCCGCUGCCACUAACGGAGAGAAUGAGCAAAGUCGCACGAAUAAACCCAAAGGCCUAUUGCAGAGUCUUCGGGAAUUUUAUAACAACAAUUUUGGCCUAUUUCUUGUGUUCCUCGCCCAAUUCUUUGCGUCAACGAUGAUAAUGACUACCAAGUUGCUUGAAACUGGCUUCGAGACCAAGUUUCACGCCCUGCAGAUCAUAUUUGUCCGCAUGUUUUCCACAGCAAUUAUCGGGUCUCUAUGGAUGACGUAUAAGGGCGUUCCUGGGUUCCCAUUUGGCCCUCGUGGCGUCCGGAGACUUCUUGUUAUUCGAGGGACUGCAGGAACUAUUGGAUUGUUUGGUCUAUAUUAUUCACUAUCAUACCUCGACAUGUCGGACGCUACGGUCAUCACCUUUCUCGUACCUACUCUUACUGCAUUCGUGUGUUGGGUUGCUCUUCACGAACCCUUUACGGUCAAAGAGGCACUGGCCGGGCUUCUUGCUUUUGGAGGCGUACUAUUCAUUGCUCGGCCACCGUACUUGUUUCCGAGCCAGGAUGGGGAUGAUAGUCAAGAGAACCAAUCUCUAACGGCUGAUGUCUACUCACUUAUUAACAUUGAUCGCGAGGGGGGGAUUGUUCCCCCAGCGAAAGCGACUCCCGCUGAGCGUGCAGUGGCUAUUGUUCCCCCAGCGAAAGCGACUCCCGCUGAGCGUGCAGUGGCUAUUGCCUGCGCGAUCCUAGGCGCAUUUGCCGCUGCCACAGCAUAUGCUACCAUCCGUGUAAUCGGAAAACGAGCACACUCGCUUGUUAGCGUCAAUUAUUUCGCUGUACUUGGCUCUGUCAGCUCCUUUGCGAUAAUCAUGAUCCAUCCGGACCUUCAGUUCGAGAUCCCUCACACUGCGACCCAAUGAGAGAAGGCAGGACGAGCAACAAAUCUUAUUUACACUCAAAUGAUCUGGGCAUUGGUUUUCGAACGGGUUGUUUGGGGCACAACACCUCCCAUCACCAGCUUUAUCGGGAGUGGGCUCAUCAUCAGUGGAGCAGUUUGGAUCAGUCUCCAAAAGAAAGCUCCGGAAACCUCCAAGGGGCAAACUGUGGAUGAUGAGAACAGAACUCCA